Messenger RNA from Musca domestica (house fly), 1416 nucleotides. RefSeq lists its product as uncharacterized. NCBI's taxonomy places the organism in Eukaryota, Metazoa, Arthropoda, Insecta, Diptera, Muscidae. Bases 1 to 1416 code for a protein of 471 amino acids. The record is from RefSeq and is a predicted model, not a curated record. The transcript has a single exon.
AUGACUUUUGGAGCCGCUUGUUCGCCAUAUAUUGCUCAAUAUGUAAAAGAGACCAAUGCCCUAGAAUUUCGUGAGCGUUACCCCAGAGCAGUGAAGGCCAUUAUCGACAACCAUUAUGUAGAUGAUUUUGUUGACAGCUUCGAAACUUCAGCUCGAGCCAUAGAAAUAUCAAUGCAUGUGCGAGAAAUACACAAGUCAGCUGGUUUCGAGUUACGCAAUUUCACAUCGAACUCAAAAGAGGUCGUCGUGGCUCUGGAGGGUAAUUUAGGAAGGAAUGUCAACUUCUGUGAUGAUUUAGCCGAUGUUCAGUUUUGCACGGAAAAGAUUCUAGGCGUGUAUUGGCAUCCUGGUGACGACGCAUUUAAGUUCGAGCUGAAGUUCCAUCGUGUGAAACCAGACAUCAUCAGUGGAGAAAGAUGCCCGACAAAAAGAGAAUUGUUGAGUGUUGUCAUGUCGGUAUACAAUCCCCUGGGGUUGUUAAGUCACUUCAUGGUAACUGCUAAGUUGUUGCUAAGAGAUGUCUGGAGAUAUGAUAUUCGUUGGAAUGAAGAUAUCCCUAAUGGUCUGUACGACAUAUGGAAUAAUUGGCGUGAUGAGUUGAAUAAUGUUGCCAAAGUGAGUGUUCCUAGACACUACUUUAAAAGUAGUUUGCCUGAAAAAGUCGAGUUGCAUGUUUUCGUCGAUGCCAGCGGAGACGCAUUUAGUGCCGUUUCGUAUUGGAGGUCAAUAAAGUCAGAUAGUGAAAUUGAAGUCACCUUUAUAACCUCAAAGACCAAAUGUGCCCCGCUGAAAUCAAUGACUAUACCGAGACUUGAACUACAUGCUGCCGUAUUGGGUACUCGUUUGCUGUGCACCAUCGAAAAGGAACAUUCGGUCAAGGUUUCACGUCGAAUUUGCUGGAGUGAUUCUUCAACUGUCAUCAAUUGGAUAAAUUCUGACAACCGAAGAUAUAAGCCGUUUGUCGCCCAUAGAAUCACAGAGAUUUUAGAUUCCACACGUCCUACCGAUUGGAAAUGGUUGCCUACAAAUUUGAAUGUUGCCGAUGAAACAACAAGAGCAAACAGAAAUAUAGACUUCUCUUUUAAUUCCCGAUGGUACCAAGGUCCACAAUUUUUGCAUCAGCCGGAGGAAGAUUGGCCCGAAAUGAUAUCAAUCUCCAAUGAUGAAACGCCUGAGGAAGAGCUUCGUUCAAAAUUUGUGUUAACGGUCAGUACAAAUGUUGUUAUUGAUUUUAAUCGUUUUUCUUCUUUUCUCAGGAUAAAACGUACGAUGGGUUAUGUCCUGAGAUUCAUCGAACGAUAUUUGAAGAAGAAAAUUGGUGAGGGUGAAAAUUGUCUAACAGUCGCCGAAUUGAAGGAUGCCGAAACUGUUCUUUGCCGCCUAUCUCAACGUGAAAGUUUCGCCUUCGAACUGUGA